Molecule: messenger RNA, 708 nt
Organism: Mesorhabditis belari
Lineage: Eukaryota; Metazoa; Nematoda; Chromadorea; Rhabditida; Rhabditidae
Source: the annotation of a GenBank genome assembly
AUGUCAAUCAAAUUUAUUCUACUCUGUUUACAUUUAGUAUUGGGUGAUUAUCUGGACGUGAAUCAAUGCUUCAGUCAGCGACCCGGCUACGAGGUGUCCGUGAGGGUGAAUGAAGUGAAAACAACAGCUGUUGUUGAAAUGAAAGAUGAAUGUCUUCGUGCCUGUUUGAGGACAUUGAUCGAGCCGGGCGAACGCUGUCUUUCUAUUAUGCACAUGCCUCGUGAUAAUAAUUGCAUAAUUUCGAAUGCGAUUGGGCAAAAUAUUGCAAAAGCCGAUGAUACAACGAAAAAGCACACAAAUUACUACGAAAAUGAGUGUGCCAAGCCACCGGUCGGUGGACAAGUGGAGGCUCGGCUCUCUGGUUACCGUGGCGCUGAAGGUGUCCUUCAAAUGGCACAAAAACACGGAGAUAAAGCGAAGAUUAUGGUUGUGAUGACAGGAUUGGCGGCUGGUAGAGACUACUCGAUCUAUUAUGCUCCUGAGUUAAGCAAAGAACAAUGUCGAAAAGUGCAUACAAUUCACAAUGCAAAAGUCGGAGAACGAUUGGUUAUUGUUGAUUCGGAUCAUAGUGGAAUGGGCAUUCAGCCGUGGACGGAAAUCAAUUGGGAAAUUCUUGAUGAUGAUGUUCUUAACAAAGUUCUCGUUGUCGCUGAGACGAAUUCUGGCUUGGUAGUUGAUUGUGGAGAGAUUAAACUUCGUGGAAAUCGG